Messenger RNA from Theobroma cacao (cacao), 1099 nucleotides. It is a transcript of the gene AGP18, whose product is annotated as arabinogalactan protein 18. The record is from RefSeq and is a predicted model, not a curated record. NCBI's taxonomy places the organism in Eukaryota, Viridiplantae, Streptophyta, Magnoliopsida, Malvales, Malvaceae. Gene Ontology annotation, cellular component: plasma membrane.
CAGCCUCAAACCAAAAAACAUCAAAACCAAAAAAAAAAGAGAGAAAUGGAUCGUAGAAGCGCGUUUGCUGUUGCUUUGAUUUGCAUUGUGGUGGCUGGUGUCGGUGGUCAAUCUCCUACUGCUGCACCCACUAAAGCUCCUCCGGCGGCAACUACGCCUACUACUGCUCCCGCUACAGCUCCUGCGAGCAAACCUAAAUCACCAGCUCCUACCACUGCUCCAACUUCUUCACCGCCAACUUCUUCACCACCAACUUCUUCACCACCAACUUCGUCCCCACCGGCUGCGGCUCCGGAGAAAUCCGCGGCGGUUCCGGCUCCAUCUAAAUCUGCUCCGGUUUCUUCCCCUCCUGCUGCUACUCCAGUAAGUUCGCCACCGGCUCCAGUUCCUGUGAGCUCCACUCCCGCUGCUGCACCAGCAACUCCUCCAGAGAGCUCCGCUUCUCCUCCGGCUCCUGUUGCUGCACCGACAACUGCUGAGGUUCCUGCACCGACAACUGUUGAGGUUCCUGCACCAGCUCCAAGCAAGAGCAAGAGCAAGAAGAAGUCUAAGAAACAGAAUGCUCCCGCUCCUUCACCUGGUUUGCUUGGACCUCCCGCCCCACCUACAGAAGCUCCUGGACCAAGCCAAGACGCUUCCUCUCCCGGCCCUUCCGUGGCUGCCGAUGAGAGUGGAGCAGGGGCAAUCAAGAGCAUGCAGAAGAUAAUUGGAGGAUUGGCAUUGGGAUGGGCAGCCAUUGCAUUGAUCUUCUAGAGAGAGCUUUGGAUUUGGUGUUAUUUAUUUUAUUUAUUUCGUUUUUUUUUAAUUCUACUAUGUCUCACAUUUGAUAUAUAUUUAUUUUACUUCAUUUGUUUCCGUUUAAAUACUACUUGCUUAGUGGUGUGGUUUUAUCUUGUUGGAGAUUGUACCACAUUUGCUUUGUAAUUCUUUUGGGGAAAGCUUGAGAGGGGGAGACUCUAGUUCUUUUCUUUUCUUUUCUUUUUUUUUUGUAAUUCCGCUACUUUAUUCCUUUUGGACUAUUUGUUUCUAGGAUGCUUUUUCUGUCUUUCUUCCAUUCCCAUUUAGAUUUUCCUUUUAAACGUUGGCUUACUGUUCGUUA